Molecule: messenger RNA, 1258 nt
Organism: Manihot esculenta (cassava)
Lineage: Eukaryota; Viridiplantae; Streptophyta; Magnoliopsida; Malpighiales; Euphorbiaceae
Product: PI-PLC X-box domain-containing protein DDB_G0293730
Exons: 1
Coding region: 130-1086 (318 amino acids)
Biological process (GO): lipid metabolic process
Molecular function (GO): phosphoric diester hydrolase activity
Source: RefSeq, a predicted model, not a curated record
CAAAUUUACAUCGAAAUGUUGUUUAUUAACACCCAUAAAGCAAAUCAUUUUCUGUGUGUAGCCUCCCCUAGCUGCAGGCCGGGGAAGAACUUUUCCUCCAUUUUCUUGCGUGCUUGAUUCAGGAGGAAAAUGGGUUCUCAGGUCUCCAAACAGAUAGCCAGGCGUAAAGCCAUCUCAACUGAGAAGAAAGCUCUCUAUGAUUUGCAUGAGAAUUCUGGCGAGACAUACCCUGGUUCUGAUUACCGUCCUGCAGACAGAAAGAAUUGGAUGGGUGGUCUCAAUCCUGACAAAGUUCAUAUAAACAAAAUUGUGUGGCCUGGAACUCAUGAUUCUGCUACUAACAAGAUUGGCAUCCCAAUGAUUUCUCGUCCUUUUGCUCAAUGCCAAAAGUUGUCUAUCUAUCAACAGCUUUGCACAGGCACCAGAGUUCUUGAUAUUCGUGUUCAGGAGGAUCGCCGGGUCUGCCAUGGAAUCUUGAAAACUUACAGUGUCGAUGUUGUCAUUAAUGAUGUUAAGAAGUUCUUGUCAGAGACUCAAUCAGAGAUUAUAAUUCUUGAAAUCAGGACAGAGUUUGGACAUGAAGAUCCUGCAGAUUUUGACAAGUACUUGGAGGAACAGUUUGGAGAAUAUCUGAUUCAUCAGGAUGAUCAUGUUUUUAGCAAGACAAUUGCAGAGUUGUUGCCCAAGAGAAUAAUCUGUAUAUGGAAGCCAAGAAAAUCUCCGCAGCCGAAACAUGGUGACCCGUUGUGGAGUGCUGGGUAUCUGAAAGAUAACUGGAUUGAUACAGAUUUGCCAUCAACGAAGUUUGAGAGCAACAUCAAGCAUUUGAGCGAGCAACAGCCAGCUUCAUCGAGGAAAAUUUUUUACAGGGUAGAAAACACAGUGACUCCACAGCCAGAUAAUCCAAUAGUCUGUGUUAAACCAGUUACAGGAAGAAUCCAUGGAUAUGCAAGGAUGUUUAUAACACAGUGCUUCUCUAAAGGAUGUGCAGAUAAAUUGCAGAUCUUCUCUACAGAUUUUAUAGAUGAGGAUUUUGUGGAUGCGUGUGUGGGAUUAACACAUGCAAGAAUUGAAGGGAAGGCUUAAUUAAUCUGUUCUUGUUCAUAGAUUCUCGCCAUGAUAAGAUCUUCUGUAACUAGUUUCUGGGAUGAAUAUGAUUGAGCUCCAUUGAUGUAGAGGAGCAAGAACUUCCAUUGUCCUCUGUAAUAAUAAUGCUUUAUAUGUGUGAUGGAUUAAGUAUAAUCAAGGUGUUUGUGCA